This is a messenger RNA of Thecamonas trahens ATCC 50062, 1191 nucleotides long. RefSeq names its product glutathione S-transferase domain-containing protein. The record is from RefSeq and is a predicted model, not a curated record. Bases 1 to 1155 code for a protein of 384 amino acids. Gene Ontology annotation, cellular component: cytoplasm; nucleus. The transcript is spliced from 2 exons. Lineage: Eukaryota; Apusomonadida; Apusomonadidae. Gene Ontology annotation, biological process: translational elongation. Gene Ontology annotation, molecular function: translation elongation factor activity.
AUGCGCAUGCAGACUCUGUACACGUACCCGAACAACUCGCGCGCAUUCAAGGCUCUCGUGGCUGCGCAGUACGGUGGCGUGGAGGUCGAGACCGACGAGUUCCUCGCCCUCAACCCGCUCGGUAAGGUCCCGACACUCAAGACGCCCGAGGGUGGCAUCUUCGAGUCGUCGGCCAUCGCGGCUUACGUCGCCCGCGCCGGUUCGGCCGCCGAGCAGCUGCUCGGCGCCACUGUCUACGAGUCGUCGCUCAUUGACUCGUGGAUCCAGUACGCCGCCAACGAGAUCGACAUGCCGCGCGCUGCCUGGCUCUACCCGCUCCUCGGCUACCUCCCGUACUCCAAGGCCGGUACCAAGCAGGCUAAGGGCGACAUCAAGAAGGUCCUCGGCGUUCUCAACGCUCACCUCGAGUCGCGCACUUACCUCGUCGGCAAUGCCGUCUCGCUCGCCGACAUCAUCGUCGCCUGCACCCUCCUCGACCUCUACAAGAUGGUCCUCGAGCCGCAGUUCCGUGCUCCGUUUGAGCACACCAACCGCUGGUUCACCGCCGUCGUGACGCAGCCCGAGUUUGUCGCCGCCGCCGGCGAGACCACCCUCUGCGAGAAGAUGGCCCAGUACGACGCCAACAAGAUGAAGAAGGCCAAGGAGGCGUCCAAGGCCGCCGCCAAGGGCAAGCAGGAGGACGCCUUUGCCUCGCUCCCGCCGUCCUCGUUCGACCUCGCCGCCUUUAAGCGCGAGUACUCGAACAAGGACGCCCGCGCCGACGCCAUCCCCUACCUCUGGUCCAACUUUGACAACGACGGCUACUCGUUCUGGUUCUGCGAGUACAAGUACAACUCGGACCUGACCCUUGCCUUCAAGGCCUCCAACAUUGUCGGCCGCUUCAUGCAGCGCCUGCCGAACCUCCACGACCACGGCUUUGCCUCCAUGCUCAUCACUGGCUCGGACGGCAACCUCGAGAUCUCGGGCGUCUGGCUCGUCCGCGGCAAGGAGCUCCCGCAGCACAUGCUCGACAACGGCGACUUUAACCACUACACCUUUACCCCGCUCGAUGUCUCCAACGACGAGCACAAGACCAAGAUCGAGGACUACCUCGCUUGGGACGGCGCCUCGUUCGAGGCCAAGGGCGACGUCGUCGAGGGCAAGGUCUACAAGUAAGGCUUUCGCCGACCCGCCUGUACUCGUUCGAGCUCU